This is a messenger RNA of Nicotiana attenuata, 2028 nucleotides long. Its product is annotated as probable polyamine transporter At3g19553. Gene Ontology annotation, molecular function: transmembrane transporter activity. The transcript is spliced from 2 exons. The record is from RefSeq and is a predicted model, not a curated record. Gene Ontology annotation, biological process: transmembrane transport. NCBI's taxonomy places the organism in Eukaryota, Viridiplantae, Streptophyta, Magnoliopsida, Solanales, Solanaceae. Gene Ontology annotation, cellular component: membrane. The coding region runs from base 183 to 1682 and encodes 499 amino acids.
GUAACUUUAGUAGGUAAUUCACAAAUACUUGGAUGACCAUAAUAAUACUUAAGGAAUUAACUCUUUACACAUGCUAUGUAGCACCCAAAUACUUUCCAUGGAAUUAGGAUCUGCAAUCUUGGGGUUGACUUUUUCUCUCCCUUGUUUUCUCCUUCCCAUCUUAUGUUAAUCAUUCAGAGGGAAUGGUGAAUGAUGUCAAGAACAGUAGUGCAACUAACAAGAAAAAUCCAAAACUAACUUUAUUGCCUCUUAUUGCUUUGAUUUUCUAUGAAGUUUCAGGGGGGCCUUUUGGUGUAGAAGAUUCAGUUAAAGCAGGAGGUGGCCCUUUGUUAGCUUUGCUUGGUUUCGUGAUUUUGGCUUUAAUUUGGAGUAUACCUGAAGCACUAAUCACAGCUGAGUUAGCCACAAGUUUCCCUGAAAAUGGUGGCUAUGUCAUUUGGAUAUCUUCUGCUUUUGGCCCUUUCUGGGGCUUUCAAGAAGGCUUUUGGAAAUGGUUUAGUGGUGUCAUGGAUAAUGCUCUUUACCCUGUAUUGUUCCUCGAUUACUUGAAGCAUUCGUUGCCCGUUUUUAAUCACUUGGUUGCAAGAAUUCCAGCCCUGUUAGGAAUUACAGUCUCUUUGACGUACUUGAAUUAUAGAGGCCUCCAUAUUGUUGGUUCUUCAGCUGUUUUGCUUGCAAGUUUUUCCCUUUUUCCGUUUGUUGUAAUGGCGAUUCUCUCGAUUCCUAGGAUCAAACCACGACAGUGGAUUGUUGUCGAUUUCAAAAAGGUUGAAUGGAGAGGGUACUUUAAUACCAUGUUUUGGAAUCUUAAUUACUGGGAUAAGGUCAGUACUUUAGCAGGGGAGGUUGAAGACCCUAGUAGAACGUUUCGAAACGCGUUGCUCGCGGGUUUAGUUUUGGUGGUUUCCUCUUAUAUUAUUCCAUUACUGGCUGCAACAGGAGCUUUAAAGUCUGACCCUAGUGAGUGGAGUGACGGUUAUUUUGCAGAAGCUGGAAUGUUGAUUGGUGGCGUUUGGCUGAAAUGGUGGAUCCAGGCUGCAGCUGCAAUGUCUAAUAUGGGGCUGUUUGAAGCUGAGAUGAGUAGUGAUGCCUUCCAACUUCUUGGGAUGAGCGAAAUGGGAAUGCUUCCUUCUAUAUUUGCUUCGAGAUCAAAAUAUGGGACACCCACUAUCAGCAUCUUAUGCUCUGCAACGGGCGUGAUCGUUCUGUCAUGGAUGAGUUUUCAAGAAAUCUUGGAAUUUCUUAACUUCCUCUAUUCAGUAGGAAUGCUUCUCGAGUUUGCAGCCUUCAUAAAAUUAAGGAUAAUGAAGCCUGAUCUUCACAGACCUUAUAAGGUUCCCUUUCAAACAGUUGGAGCAACGGCGAUUUGCCUUCCACCUGCUUUGUUGCUUAUUUUUGUCAUGUAUUUGGCUUCGUUAAAGACGUAUAUCGUAAGUGGCUCAGUCAUUAUUCUGGGGUUAUUCUUGUAUCCUGCCAUACUUCAUGCAAAGGAGAAAAAAUGGUGCCAUUUUAUUAGUACAGAUGAACCAUUAGGACAUUCUAACGAUAUUCUUGAGGACCAAUCAGCAGCUACUGAACUUGAUCAGGUUGUUGAUGAUGAUGCAUCUCUUAGCCUACUCGGACACUCUACAAAAGUACAGGAUUCUGAAACCUUGUCACAAGAAAUGUUAACAUUGGAUUAGAAGAUACUUUCAUAUUUUUUGUACAUUUUAUACCAGAAGGAACGAGAGCCUUGGCGCAACAGCAAGAGUUGUCGUCGGGUGACUAGUAGGUCAGGGGAGAAAUACAAGGUAAGGCUGCAUAAAAUUCCUAGAUUAAAUAUGGGUCUGGCCCUUUUUCUGGAACCCGUGCGUACCUGGAGCUCAUUACCCCGGGCCCCCUUUUUGCGAUUUGUAUUAACAUAGUUCAAGCUAGAAAAUAUAUGCUAUAAAUGGAAUGAGACACUACGGGAGGAAUGCUGUUGUACCUGAUGUGAAACACUAUAUAACUUAUUAAUACCAACUCCUGUCAUCUUUCUUCUUCUUCCAA